This is a messenger RNA of Lodderomyces orthopsilosis Co 90-125, 1422 nucleotides long. Its product is annotated as putative Xaa-Pro dipeptidase. Gene Ontology annotation, molecular function: metalloaminopeptidase activity; manganese ion binding. Lineage: Eukaryota; Fungi; Ascomycota; Pichiomycetes; Serinales; Debaryomycetaceae. The record is from RefSeq and is a predicted model, not a curated record. The coding region runs from base 1 to 1422 and encodes 473 amino acids. The transcript has a single exon.
AUGGCAGAUGGACCCAGGUCACUAGAGGGUAAGAAAUACCCAGCCAAAAAGCAUGCUCAAAACGUCCUUUUUCAUUUUGAUAAAAAAAACUCUAAAAAGGCCCAAAAUGUAUCAUUUUUCAUAAGUGGAGAAGACUUGGAGUUGUACAAAUAUUGCGAUCAAACAAGACCAUUUAGACAAAACAGAUACUUUUUCUAUUUGAGUGGGAACAAUAUUCCAGGAUCUCAUGUGUUGUAUGAAAGUGACAAGGAUAAAUUAACUAUUUAUUUACCUAACGUGGACAAGGAAGAUAUCAUGUGGUCUGGUUUACCGUUGUCUAGGGAGGAGGCUGCAAAAAAAUUUGAUGCCGACGAAAUCAAAUAUGCUGCUGAUAUUUCAGGUAAUUUGAAGGCUUUGAAGAAUAAACCAUACACGACUGAUAUUAAUAAGUUCAACCAAGAUUUUAGCUCGCUCUUGAUUGAGAAAGAUGAGGAUUUUUUUUACGCAUUAGAUGAAGCUCGUGCAUUCAAAGAUGAAUAUGAAAUUGAAUUGAUGAGACACGCUGCAAAGAUAACCGACAACUGUCACCUUGCAGUUAUGUCUGCUUUGCCAAUUGAGACCAAAGAGACUCAUAUACAUGCUGAGUUUAUGUACCAUGCAUUACGUCAAGGGGCUAAAAACCAAUCUUAUGAUCCGAUAUGUUGUAGUGGUGAAUCUUGUUCCACUUUGCACUGGGUUAAGAAUGAUGGGGAUAUAACCCCAGAUAAACGUUCAGUUUUGAUUGAUGCUGGUGCUGAAUGGGAUUGCUAUGCAAGUGACGUUACUAGAUGUUUUCCCGUGAAUGGUGAGUGGACAAAAGAGCAUUUAGAAAUAUACAACCUUGUUUUGAAAAUGCAGGAAGAAGUUUACAAAUCAAUGAAACCAGGUAUUGAAUGGGAAGACCUUCACUUGAAAGCACACCGAGUAUUGAUUGAAGGAUUCAAACAAUUGGGCAUUUUUAAAGAGGAAUAUACAGUGGAGGAAAUCUUCAAAGCUAAAGCCAGUGCAAGAUUUUUCCCUCAUGGAUUGGGCCAUAUGUUAGGUAUGGAUACGCAUGAUACUGCGGGAUAUGCAAACUAUUCUGAUCCUGACCCUCUUUUGUGCUAUUUGAGAAUUAGAAGAAGGCUUGAGCCGAAUAUGGUUGUGACAAAUGAACCUGGAUGUUACUUUUCCCCAUUCUUGUUAGAAGAGACCUUGAAUGAUCCAUCAAAGAGCAAAUACAUCAACAAAGAAGUCUUGGACAGAUACUGGUACGUUGGUGGUGUUAGAAUAGAGGAUGACGUUUUAAUCACCAGGGAUGGAUAUGAAAUCUUUACAAAGGUGACUAAAGAUCCUAAGGAAAUUAGCGAAAUAGUAAAAGCUGCCUACGAAAGGGGUGAAAAAAGCUAUCACAAUGUCAUUUAG